AUGUGGAAGCAUCUGGGAGGCUGGGGGCUGGUCAUCUUCUGCCUGCUGUCCUUCAGCCAGCUCCCUCCCGUCAAGGCGAGGGGCAUCAAACACAGGAUCAAGUGGGGCCGCAAGGCCUUGCCCAGCACCGUCCGGGUCACUGAGGCCCACGUGUCCGAGGUCAGGCCCGGCGCCUUCAUCAGGCAGGGGCGCAAGCUGGAUGUCGACUUAGGAGCAGAAGGUAACAAGUACUACGAGGCCAACUACUGGCAGUUCCCCGACGGCAUCCACUACAACAGCUGCUCCAAGGAGGCCAACGUGACCAAAGAGAAGUUUGUCAGCGGCUGCAUCAACGCCACCCGGGCGGCCAACCAGGAGGAGCUGACCCGCGAGAAGCAAGACAACAAGCUCUACCAGCGGGUGCUGUGGCGGCUGGUGAGGGAACUCUGCUCCGUCAAGCACUGUGAUUUCUGGCAAGAAAAGGGAGCGGGACCCCAGGUCACCGCAGGCCAGCCCGUGAUGCUCUGCUCGCUGGUGCUCACUUGGUUCAUGGUGCAGUGA
Condylura cristata (star-nosed mole) is the source of this 540-nucleotide messenger RNA. RefSeq names its product prion protein 2 (dublet) (gene PRND). Gene Ontology annotation, biological process: intracellular copper ion homeostasis; protein homooligomerization. The transcript has a single exon. Bases 1 to 540 code for a protein of 179 amino acids. Gene Ontology annotation, cellular component: membrane. NCBI's taxonomy places the organism in Eukaryota, Metazoa, Chordata, Mammalia, Eulipotyphla, Talpidae. Gene Ontology annotation, molecular function: copper ion binding. The record is from RefSeq and is a predicted model, not a curated record.